Messenger RNA from Nothobranchius furzeri (turquoise killifish), 2538 nucleotides. It is a transcript of the gene ndel1b, whose product is annotated as nudE neurodevelopment protein 1-like 1b. Gene Ontology annotation, biological process: establishment of mitotic spindle orientation; mitotic centrosome separation; vesicle transport along microtubule. Gene Ontology annotation, cellular component: kinesin complex; kinetochore; centrosome. Lineage: Eukaryota; Metazoa; Chordata; Actinopteri; Cyprinodontiformes; Nothobranchiidae. The record is from RefSeq and is a predicted model, not a curated record. Gene Ontology annotation, molecular function: microtubule binding.
AAGGAGUUACGUUGCUUCCGGGAGACGCGUUGGCAAUUUCCUAACACAUCCCGUUACCUCAUUUAGGGUCGCGGCCCGGGGAGUCUAGCUGCUCUCUCUGUUGCGCGUGACGCUGGCUGGGAGGUAAAUUGUUGAGACGGAGGACGAGACACGGAUUUGAUAUGAGCAGGGUGCUCUGACAUGGACACAGAGAUGAUUCCUAAAUUUUCAUCAAAGGACGAGGAGGUGGAAUACUGGAAGUCUCAAGCUCUUAAACACAAGAAGAGUUGGCAAGAUGCUCAAGAGGAACUCCUGGAGUUCCAAGAGGGGAGCCGGGAGCUGGAGGCUGAAUUAGAGGCACAGCUUAGCCAGGCUGAACGUCGACUUCGAGAUUUACAAAAUGAAAACGAGAAACUGAAGAACGAGGUGUCCAACUUCAAGGAGAAGCUGGAGCAUCAAUAUGCUCAGAGUUACAAACAGAUUUCUGUGUUGGAGGACGACUUGGGUCAGACACGCAGCAUCAAGGAGCAGCUACACAAAUAUGUUCGAGAACUCGAACAAGCCAACGAUGACUUGGAAAGAGCCAAGAGGGCGACAAUAGUGUCUCUUGAAGACUUUGAGAGUCGUUUAAACCAGGCCAUUGAAAGAAAUGCCUUCCUUGAGAGUGAACUGGAUGAGAAAGAGUCUCUCCUGGUGUCUGUGCAGCGGCUGAAGGAUGAAGCACGAGACCUGAGACAGGAGCUGGCAGUGCGGGAGCGGACCAGUGACAGGAUGUCGGCUCCCAGCUCACCCACUUUAGACAUCGACAAAAUGGAUUUUGCUGUCCAGGCCUCCUUGUCCCUCCCUGCAACACCUGUAGGAAAGAGCAUGGAGCACUCGUUCAUCAGCCCCAAAGUAUUGACCAAUGGCUGUGGUGGAUCUGCCCUCACUCACUCUGCAAGAAUCUCUGCUCUGAAUAUAGUUGGAGACCUUCUGAGGAAAGUUGGGGCUUUGGAGUCCAAACUGGCUGCUUGUAGGAAUUUGGCCAAAGACCAGUCGUCAAGGAAACAUUUCUCCACAGACAAGGGCACACUCAUCAACAGCAACACCACCAAGUUCUCGCACUCUCUACACAACACUUACUUGGACAAAACCACCAUUAAUGGACUUGACCCCAGCUCCCUGACCUCCAUGUCCUCAUCCAGAGCCCUGGCUCAUCCAGGCAUGCUGCCUUUAAGUGUGUGAGGAAUCCACAGGCCACACAAACAUCUGUCCAGCCAAGACAGCGCGGCAAAGGAGAGGUCACUUGUGUUAUUGUGUGUGUUUGUGUGUUGAUGAGUGUUCAUCUGUCUGAGAGGAUGCAUGUUUUGUGGGUGACAGGACUUGCCUCCAGGUUGCAGAUCUCCAUGCAUGUGUGUGUAGGUGCAUAUGUUCCUACCACAUAUCUGCAUGUGCCUAAAGCUGGACGGCUCUGUGCUUGUAUGACUGAUGCAACGCUCCCUGUAAGUCCGCUCUGAUGCUGACGAAGCUAAUGUGGUGUCUCCACAAAUCAUCAGAACACCAUUUUUGACAAAAGGUCCUGAGCAGACCACAGCUUUGUUUUAACCUCGUGUUCUUCUUGUGUUUCCUACUAAAUUGCAUAGUUGGACUCAUUUCCAGUUGGAUUGUAUAUAUUUAUAAAGGGACAUGUUCAUAUCUACUAGUUUAUCUUGCAGUGUGCUUUGAAAUGCAUCGUUUCUCUUUGCUUUUCGCUGCACGUGUGAUUGGAGGAGUAUGAGUGGACUUUGUUCUGAUAAGAAUGAUCCAAGUGAAUGUUGAUCGUUUGAAGCCAUGGCGUUUUUGUGAUGUUGUUCCUGUUGCUAUCCCUGGAAAUGUCAGCUGGUUUUCCCCUCUGCUCUUGAACAAGCUGCUCUUUGAGUUUAGCUGCAGCCGAGGACCUCCACUGACAUUUUACAGACAACAGCUUUGCCUCUUUUUCCUUAUUUAUUUAUUUAGUUUUUUUUUACUGCUAGCUUCUUGCAUGAACUCAUAGAUAUAACUUGAGGGUGUGAGUACGAUUCCCACAUUUCUGCCUAUAAUCUUCAAAGCAGAAUAGAACAGAUGAAACAUUUUUUUGUAAAUCCAAAUUUGGUUCAUUGCAGAAGUUUAUUUUGGGUGCAGUACAUUGGCAGUGACUUACUUUAAUGUUUAUUUGGAAGGAUUUCUUGUUGGCAGCUGCGAUCUAUCAUCUUUAAGUUUACAUUGUUUACUAACAAGCCGUCUGCAAACAUUACCCCCUUCGUCCUUUUAAUUCCUUGCUGUUGCCAUUUUCACAGCUCAGAGUGUAGAUCAGACAUUAGUAUUUGUAAUUAGGAUUAAUGAGAUCUGACUUUGGGUGCACUAGGAGCCUGCUACUGGAGGGAGUUCUUCAGCCAGUUUGUACAGUAGAGUUUAUAAAGAUGGCUGACUUUGCUCACAUUUGGCCUCAAAGUCUUAUUUAUUUCAGAUUCUGUAUGGCAUGUGUUCAGAUUUUACUAUCCUACAGUGGUUUAAUGAUGUUUGUCAGAAUUGUUAAAGUAAAUAAAGAUUGAGAUUAAUAAA